GAGAGCGAGCCUGAGAAGGAGAGGGAGAGCAGGGGAGGGGGGUGGAUGGAAGGAGCUCUACGGGGCCGUGAUAUUCUCUCCUCCUGGAUGCUGCCUUUUCCUCUUUCAUGGCUUUGUCCCUCCUUUGUACGGUCACCCUCGCGUCCCCGGGAGCGGGCACCGGCACACCGACCAGCACUCAGCCACGGAGCCGGGGAUGAAUCAGCCCCAACAAAGAGCCUUUGAGAUGGCAGUGUGUGCUUCUGCCUGGAGGGAGGAACGCAUCAGGCUUUCCCAGGCAAGCGGCAGCCUGCAGUGUGCUCUCGCUUGAGAGCCAGCCCUCCUCCUCUUCCUCCUCCUCCUCCUCCUCCUCCUCGUCGUUUGUGUGUAUGAGAGAGAGCAAGCGUGUAUGUCCGUGUGUGAGAGUGCGUGAAUGCGAGUGUAUAACAGUGUAUGUGAGUGUGUAUGUGUAACACUUUCAAUCCUUCCUGGAGGAGAGAGGCUCUCCUCUUCGCUGGACAGCAAGGGACAUUUUGAAGCAGGCAAGCUGUCGCCCUUCUGGACCUGAGGAUGUUUCGCAAGAAGAAAAAGAAGAGGCCUGAGAUAUCAGCGCCCAAGAACUUUGAGCACCGUGUCCACACCUCGUUUGACGCCAAGCGUGGCUGUUUCGUUGGCCUGCCGACACAAUGGCAGAGCCUAAUAGAGAACCUGCGAAGGCCCAAACCCAUGGUGGACCCUUCCAGGAUCACAGAGGUGGAGCUGAGGCCAAAGAAGACCAUUGUGCGUGGGAGCAUGAUCGGUCACGGAGACUACAUUGCAGCCAUGAUCAAUGAUAUGAGCCGUCUGUCUGUGACCAGUUCCAACUCUUUGCGGAAGAGCAGCCCCUCGGCGAGGAAGAGGGCUCAGUCUCUGGGAAGGCUGGGGGAGGUGAACGAGGGAGACACGUACCAGUACGAGGGCCUGACCCAGGAUGAUGAUGAGGAGGAAGAGGGUCAGGAUCAGUGGAGGGACAGGGCCAGGAACAUCCACAGCGAGACCAACACCCCUUACUUAGGCAUGAAGAAGAGCAUCACUCUGCAGCCCAACGGGAUCUUGCCAAAGGCCAAGUCCACUUACGAAGUUGGCGUCAGCUCCAUGGAGGGACCCUCCCAACCUGCUCAGUCCCAGAACGUCCAGAUGCCCAGUCACGGGGCUUAUAUGAGUGGAGAGGUGGGCAGUCCUCAGGAGAGAGUGAUAUGGAAGAGAGAUUUCCAGCUUCCCAGAGGAAUGCCACCUACUCAGAGACCUGUAGCCUGCUUCUACAGCCCAGCCAUGACUGUACAACAACCUCACGGAGAUCAAGGGACGGUCACCACGGAGCUCCGGCCCAAUCUACCCAUGUACAUGCACCCACAGAACAGCCCAGGGAGGCCGUUCUCCUCCUAUGACCUGAAAGCAGAGUCGACAGUAAGGUACCACUCUGGUUUCCUGCCCACUGGCACCAGCAGUCCUCUUGUGGGAGGCAUCAGACCCCAGCGGACUGUGCGAUCCUCAGCUAGCUACACCCUGGGCUUGUCCCCUAACAUGGGACUGAGACCUAGUGGACCGGACCCCUUCCUCAGACACUCCGGGUGCCCCAACCCUCCUUACCCUCGUCAAGACAGCCCUUCCCAACCUCGACCUUCCCCUACAGGCUCACUAGCCACCAGUCCUCCGGGUACCUGCUCCCCUGCCUUUAGACCCCCGCAGCAUCCUUCACCCAGACCACCCCCCGACCCACCCAAGGUGACACAUGAACAGUUCAAGGCGGCCCUGCAGAUGGUGGUAGACAAGGGCGACCCACGAUCCUACCUGGAGAACUUUGUGAAGAUCGGCGAGGGCUCAACAGGGGUGGUGUGUAUUGCUACAGAGAAGCACAGCGGCAGGCAAGUGGCGGUGAAGAUGAUGGACCUGCGGCGGCAGCAGAGGAGAGAGCUGCUCUUCAACGAGGUGGUCAUCAUGAGAGACUAUCAGCAUAGGAACGUGGUGGAGAUGUUUAAGUCUGCCCUGGUGGAGGAGGAGCUGUGGGUAAUCAUGGAGUACUUGCAGGGUGGAGCACUAACCAACAUUGUGUCUGAAACCAGGCUGAGUGAAGAGCAGAUUGCCACAGUGUGUGAAGCUGUUCUGCAAGCCCUGGCCUAUCUCCAUUCACAGGGAGUCAUCCACAGAGACAUCAAGAGCGACUCUAUACUACUCACAUUAGACGGAAGGGUCAAGCUUUCAGACUUUGGCUUCUGCGCUCAGAUCAGUAAGGACAUCCCUAAGAGGAAGUCCCUCGUGGGGACACCUUAUUGGAUGGCUCCCGAAGUCAUCUCCAAAUCACCAUAUGGCACUGAGGUCGAUGUGUGGUCGAUGGGCAUCAUGGUGGUAGAGAUGGUGGAUGGAGAGCCGCCGUACUUCAGUGAAACCCCUGUAGCAGCGAUGAAGAGGCUGAGGGAUGAGCCAGCUCCCACUGUACGAAAUGUCAACCAGAUCUCUCCAGUUCUAAAAGACUUCCUGGACCGUAUGCUCACUCGGGACCCCCUAGAACGGGCCAGCGCCACUGACCUGCUGGAGCACCCCUUCCUGCUGCAGAGCGGCUCACCUCAGUGCCUGGUCCCGCUGGUGGAGCAAUAUCGCAAACGCAUGUCCCGCUGCUGACCCCAUGGGGCUCCCGGUCUCCAACACCCAGCUUCAGUCUGACCUGUCCAGGCCUCGGAAGGAGGACCAGCACCGAGGUCCAACUCCUCUAGCACCCAAGCCAAUGGGGCUAUCAGCUCCAGAGAAGCAGCCGCAGACGGCAUUUUGCUGCCAAAGUGAUGGCGGCUAAGACGCAAGUUUGGUUGGUUGACAGACAUCGCAUGGUCUCGGGCAUGAGAGAAGCACUUUAGGAGCGAGUUAAAGGCAGCAUGCAAUUCCUCACCUCUCAACUUGGUUCAAUCUGAAUGUUGAUUGGCUUCCUGUAACAUUCAGAGGGAUUCAACACAGCACAUGGUGCAUAGCAAAACGCAAAAUUCUACAUAACUAUAUGUAAUGAACACAUGCUACUCUAAAAAUCCCGUAUAGUGUUCAUAGUGGGCAUUACGGCUAGCUUUGUAAAGCUUAUAAAGUUGGCAUUAGGCUCAAACCACAGUAGCUCAUUGUGACAUUAUCAAACAAGGAUGAAGUUACCUCUGCACACUCACACUGUUGUGGAAAGUGGACAACAAACCGGUCAAUACACACUCUUUGCAUGGCCAAAUGGAGGCACACCUGGCCUGAUGUGAAUGCUUGAAUAUGUACCAAACUGGGAUGUGAAAGACAAUUCUCCUUUAUUAGCAUAAUAAAUGGGUAGAUGAAAGCCCAGCUGCUACUAUUGGGCUAUUGGAAAUUCACCAGUACCAUAUUCCUCUUUUUCAUAUUUAUUCUUUAUUUCAAAAGGUGUUGUGUGUUGUUUGUAUGAUGUGAAGUUGCAAAUAAGGUUUCAUUAUUAAGUAUGGACUUGAAACAUAAACAGAUAAAUUAAUAAUGUAAAUAAAAAUAUUGAAUAUUAGGUCUUAUACCUGCUGACUCACUGCAGUAAAUUAUAUGAAAUGAGUUUAAACUGUUACUUUUCUUUACUGAAAUGUGAGCGUAUAGUUGUGUGUGUGUGUGUGUGUGUGUGUGUGUGUGUGUGUGUGUGUGUGUGUGUGUGUGUGAGCACAUGGGUGUUUGCGUUAUGUGUGUGAGAGGCGACGUCUCAGUGUUUGCUUCUGAUACAACCCUCUUUGUAUUGUGACGGACUUUUUAAAAAUCACAAGACGUGUGUGUUGCUCCUGAGGAAGAUGCGUGUAUGACUGUAUUUGCAUUUGUUUGCCUAGAUAAAGCACACAGGCCUGGCAUGUGAUGCUGCAGGACAUCAGCCUGCUGAGAAACACUUUGCACAUAGUCUUUGUAUUCUGACACGGAUACAUGUUGACAUGUUUCAUGUAUUUCUAUUUCUGUGUGGAUCAUUCAUGAAAAAGAAUUACACAUUUUAAUUUUGUAUAAAUCAAUAAAUAAUGCAUACUGAA
Messenger RNA from Amphiprion ocellaris (clown anemonefish), 4007 nucleotides. RefSeq names its product serine/threonine-protein kinase PAK 6. The transcript is spliced from 9 exons. Gene Ontology annotation, cellular component: cytoplasm. Gene Ontology annotation, molecular function: protein serine/threonine kinase activity; ATP binding. The coding region runs from base 550 to 2637 and encodes 695 amino acids. Gene Ontology annotation, biological process: intracellular signal transduction; regulation of MAPK cascade; protein phosphorylation. The record is from RefSeq and is a predicted model, not a curated record. NCBI's taxonomy places the organism in Eukaryota, Metazoa, Chordata, Actinopteri, Pomacentridae.